AUGACUCCUAACCAAGCUUCAGAGACUGGUAGUGAUCGCCGCCCAGUUCAGAAGCAUAAUAAUGCGAUGGAAAGGCUCUGGAACGCUCUGCGCGACCUUUUCGUGCACCUCGGUUCUGUCAAUCCCGACCUCGAGAUUCCAGCCAAUUCUUUCCCCCGAUUUCUACACUUUCCACCCGAAAUCCGUCGCAUGAUCUGGGAAGCGUCUCUACCCCCCGGACGGAUCUACGAGCCGAAGACGUAUAACAGCUGGAUCACGUACGACACACGGCCUGUCCAGUUCUACCAACAUUGGGCUCCCCCUGUCAUGAGGGAGGCUUGCAGGGAGGCUUACACGGUCUGCAUGGAAAACGGUUCAUUUCGUUUCGGCUACUUUGGCGGCAUGAGGCCCGGCCUAAUGCGUGGCAUCUGGUUUAACAAUGAUCUGGACGCAGUCUACCUCCACACUUACGAGCAGUGGCACUACUUUCACCUCCUCGGCAUCAAGAAUGUCUGUAUCAGUGACACGAUCGCACUGGAUCCAUACCAAUGCCAGCAUAUCUUCGGUUGUCUCUCCUGCGACCGUGUUAUCAUCGCCUACUACCCCGUGGGCACCCCUGCUUACGAGCAACUGACUAAGACGUACCCUGUCUUCCGAUCGAUCCGCAACGAGAACGAGGUCGUUGCCAUGCAGCAGGUUGACCCCGAGGACUUGGAUGCGGACCUCGAGAUAACGUGGAAAGAGCACAAGGCUACGCUUGAGGAGUACUGGAAGAAGGAGCAGCACAUGAUGUCUGUGACAUUUGAGGCGGUCGAAGUCUUCCGAAAGGCCCGCGAUCCAAGUGCUAUUUAA
This is a messenger RNA of Colletotrichum spaethianum, 831 nucleotides long. RefSeq lists its product as uncharacterized. The transcript is spliced from 2 exons. The record is from RefSeq and is a predicted model, not a curated record. Lineage: Eukaryota; Fungi; Ascomycota; Sordariomycetes; Glomerellales; Glomerellaceae. The coding region runs from base 1 to 831 and encodes 276 amino acids.